This is a messenger RNA of Kwoniella shivajii, 444 nucleotides long. RefSeq lists its product as uncharacterized. The record is from RefSeq and is a predicted model, not a curated record. NCBI's taxonomy places the organism in Eukaryota, Fungi, Basidiomycota, Tremellomycetes, Tremellales, Cryptococcaceae. Bases 1 to 444 code for a protein of 147 amino acids. The transcript has 3 exons.
AUGUCUCCUACAUCAGUUCAAUCACCUAGACCUGUUCGACCUAUUCUCAAACCUCUGACUUCCCUCUCACAAGUCCCAGAACUUCACUUGAAUCAUGAUCUUCACCAUAAAUCUCUUCGAUCCUAUUCAGUCUCUUCUAGCACAUCUUCAUCAUCUACUUCCAGUACUUAUUCUAGAUCUGCAGAAGAUAUGGUAGAUAGACUUGCCAAUCAAGAUACUCACUCCACUAUCGAUCUUUGGUCAGGUGGCAAUAUCAGAUUGAAUGGCCGUGAUCUGACUGCUACAGCAAGGGAUGCAGAAGACCUAUUACACGCUAUCAAGCAUGAUGAAAGAUUCGAAUUUAUCAAAUUGACUUUCUUCGAUGAAGACGGUGAAGACUGGAAGAUCUCCUUCAAAAGAUCUCACAUCACCCAUUCUUCCUCUGUGAUCUCAGAUUCGGAAUGA